This is a messenger RNA of Gadus macrocephalus (Pacific cod), 5486 nucleotides long. It is a transcript of the gene usp7, whose product is annotated as ubiquitin specific peptidase 7 (herpes virus-associated). Gene Ontology annotation, biological process: regulation of protein stability; protein deubiquitination. Gene Ontology annotation, cellular component: nucleus; cytosol. Bases 353 to 3784 code for a protein of 1143 amino acids. The transcript is spliced from 31 exons. NCBI's taxonomy places the organism in Eukaryota, Metazoa, Chordata, Actinopteri, Gadiformes, Gadidae. Gene Ontology annotation, molecular function: cysteine-type deubiquitinase activity; protein binding; cysteine-type endopeptidase activity. The record is from RefSeq and is a predicted model, not a curated record.
GAUUCGUUUAUUUAGCGUGCUUCUGUUUUUGGAGCCCAAGCUAUCCCCAACCCCAGCGACUUGCACCCAUCAAGGCGCCGAGAUUGGGCGAAUAGCGAGCAAAUACGUCCGUGUUUCUCUGCCAGCUCCCCCGCCGACCUCCCCUCCUCAAUCACCGGCGCUGACAGCAGACAAGGCCGAGGUUGUGAUAGAGCAGGCCCAGCCGCCGAGGCUCGACCUGUCUACCUCACCUCUGCAUCAUACGACACCCAGCCCACAACAGACCAAAACCCGGUGCACCGCUGAACCGACCUCGAACAAGGUCGAGGGGAACGCAGAUAGGCAACACUUCAUCACAACAUCAGUGGCCAAUAUGAACCACCACCACCACACUCAGCAACAGCAGCAGAAAGCCGGCGAGCAACAGCUUAGCGAACCCGAGGAUAUGGAGAUGGAAGCUGGGGACACAGAUGACCCUCCAAGAAUCCCAGCCAACCCAGUGAUCAACGGCAACGUGGCCAUGGCCGAAGGACAAAACAACACGGAGGAAGACAUGGAAGACGACACUAGCUGGCGGUCGGAAGCCACCUUCCGCUUUGUGGUGGAGCGGUUCAGCCGUCUCAGUGAGUCGGUGCUCAGCCCCUCCUGCUUUGUGCGCAACCUGCCCUGGAAGAUUAUGGUGAUGCCACGCUUCUACCCAGACCGGCCGCACCAGAAGAGUGUGGGCUUCUUCCUGCAGUGCAACGCUGAAUCCGACUCGACGUUACUGACCUCUGAUUUGAUGGCCUCCAGGUCGUGGUCAUGUCACGCCCAGGCCAUGCUGAAGAUCAUCAACUAUAAAGACGAUGAGAAGUCGUUCAGCCGCAGGAUCAGCCACCUGUUCUUCCACAAGGAGAACGAUUGGGGCUUUUCCAACUUCAUGUCCUGGAGUGAUGUAACUGAUCCCGAGAGAGGCUUUGUUGAUGACGACAAAGUUUCCUUUGAGGUUUACGUCCAGGCGGAUGCCCCACAUGGAGUGGCCUGGGACUCAAAGAAACACACAGGCUACGUUGGACUGAAGAACCAGGGAGCUACCUGCUACAUGAACAGCCUGCUGCAAACACUGUUUUUCACCAACCAACUGCGGAGGGCAGUAUACAUGAUGCCCACAGAGGGUGACGACUCCUCAAAGAGUGUCCCCCUGGCGCUGCAAAGGGUGUUCUACGAGCUCCAGCACAGUGACAAGCCAGUCGGCACCAAGAAACUCACCAAAUCCUUUGGGUGGGAGACCUUGGACAGCUUCAUGCAACACGACGUCCAGGAGCUCUGCAGAGUGCUCCUUGACAACGUGGAGAAUAAAAUGAAGGGCACCUGCGUUGAGGGAACCAUCCCAAAGCUCUUUCGAGGAAAGAUGGUGUCGUACAUCCAAUGCAAGCAUGUGGACUACCGAUCCGAGCGGAUAGAGGACUACUACGACAUCCAGCUCAGCAUCAAAGGAAAGAAAAACAUCUUUGAGUCUUUCAAGGACUAUGUGGCCACAGAGCAGUUGGAUGGGGACAACAAAUAUGAUGCAGGAGAGCAUGGCUUGCAGGAAGCUGAGAAGGGGGUCAAGUUCCUCACCUUCCCCCCCAUCCUUCACCUUCAGCUGAUGAGGUUCAUGUACGACCCCCAGACCGACCAAAACAUCAAGAUCAAUGACAGGUUUGAGUUCCCAGAGCAGCUCCCGUUGGACGAGUUCCUGCAGAAGACCGACUCGAAGGACCCGGCCAACUACAUCCUGCACGCUGUGCUGGUGCACAGCGGGGACAACCACGGGGGCCACUACGUUGUGUACCUCAACCCCAAGGGCGACGGCAAAGUCAGCGUCAAGGAGCCAAUCUGGUGUAAGUUUGAUGACGACGUGGUGUCACGCUGCACCAAGGAGGAGGCCAUCGAGCACAACUACGGCGGCCACGACGACGACCUCUCUGUGCGCCACUGCACCAACGCCUACAUGCUGGUGUACAUCCGGGAGUCCAAGCUCGGUGAGGUGCUCCUGCCGGUGACGGACGUGGACAUCCCCCAGCAGCUGGUGGAGCGUCUUCAGGAGGAGAAGAGGGUGGAGGCCCAGAAGAGGAAGGAGCGGCAGGAGGCCCAUCUCUACAUGCAGGUCCAGAUGGUGACGGAGGACCAGUUCUGCGGCCACCAGGGCAACGACAUGUACGACGAAGAGAAGGUCAAGUACACGAUCUUCAAGGUGCUGAAGAGCUCAACACUCCAGGAGUUUGUGCAGAAUCUCUCCCAGACUAUGGGGUUCCCCCAGGACCAGAUGAGGCUCUGGCCCAUGCAGGCCCGCAGCAACGGCACCAAGCGGCCUGCCAUGCUGGACUACGAGGCCGACUGCAACAAGUCGAUGAUUGACUUGAGCGACAACGAGAACCCGUGGACAAUAUUUUUGGAGACGGUGGACCCAGAAAUGGCUGCAAGUGGCGCAACGUUACCCAAGUUCGACAAAGACCAUGAUGUCAUGCUGUUCCUGAAGAUGUAUGAUCCUAAAACCAGAAGCUUAAAUUAUUGUGGACAUAUCUACACACCUAUAUCCUGCAAAAUAAGAGACCUGCUGCCCGUCAUGUGUGAGAGAGCAGGGUUUCAGCAGGAAACUAGCCUUAUCCUCUAUGAGGAAGUAAAGCCCAACCUAACGGAGCGGAUCCAGGACUACGACGUGUCUCUGGACAAGGCCCUGGACGAGCUCAUGGAUGGGGACAUCAUUGUCUUCCAGAAAGUCCCGUCUCCAGAGGCAGCGCUACGUUCUCCCGGGCCUUUGACACAUGAACCACUUCUACCCAGGGACGACCCGGAGAACGACAGCAGCGAGCUGCCCACCGCCAAGGACUACUUCCGGGACCUCUACCACCGCGUGGACGUCAUCUUCUGUGACAAGACCAUCCACAACGACCCCGGCUUCGUGGUCACGCUCUCCAACCGCAUGAACUACUUUCAGGUGGCCAAGACGGUGGCCCAGCGGCUGAACACGGACGCCAUGCUGCUGCAGUUCUUCAAGUCCCAGGGGUACAGGGACGGCCCCGGGAACCCGCUCAGGCACAACUACGAGGGCACGCUGCGCGACCUGCUGCAGUUCUUCAAGCCCCGGCAGCCCAAGAAACUCUACUACCAGCAGUUAAAGAUGAAGAUCACAGACUUUGAGAACAGGAGGAGUUUCAAGUCCAUAUGGCUCAACAGCCAGUUCAGAGAGGAGGAGAUCACCCUGUACCCGGACAAGCACGGCUGCGUGCGGGACCUGCUGGACGAAUGUAAAAAGGCGGUCGAGCUCUCCGACAAAGGCUCAGAGAAGCUCAGGCUGCUGGAGAUAGUAAGCUAUAAAAUCAUCGGCGUCCACCAGGAAGACGAGCUGCUAGAAUGUUUAUCCCCGGCCGCCAGCCGCACCUUCAGAAUAGAGGAGCUUCCCAUGGACCAGGUGGACCUGGACAAGGACAGCGAGAUGCUGAUCCCCGUCGCCCACUUCCACAAGGAGGUCUUCGGCACCUUCGGGAUCCCGUUCCUGCUAAAGAUCCGACAGGGAGAGUCCUUCAGAGACGUGAUGAGGCGGAUCCAGACCAUGUUGGACGUCCAGGAGAAGGAGUUUGAAAAGUUCAAGUUUGCUAUUGUUAUGAUGGGCCGGCAUCAGUACAUCACAGAGGACGAGUACGAGGUCAACCUGAAGGACUUCGAGCCACAACCAGGCAACAUGUCCCACCCGCGGCCCUGGCUCGGCCUGGACCACUUCAACAAAGCGCCAAAGAGAGGCCGCUACACCUACCUGGAGAAGGCCAUCAAGAUCCACAACUAAAGCAACCCCACCCACCUAACUCUUCAUCAACGCGCGCCGCUAUUCCACCUCUCACACACAUACACACACACAACACACAUGCACACACGCAUAAAUAUACACACACUUACACUAGAGUGUUCUGCGUGUGGACCCACCAUCUGUUGCCCCGCACCACGCCCACUCGUCGUCCAGAUAUGGAUCCCGCUGUAAGGGAUCCCCCUCCUUUUCCGUUUUGACUCGCCUUCUUUUCUUUCUGAAUGGCUGCUCUGCUUCACUCUCAUAGCUCCUCCUCCUCCCCUCUGUUGGGUUUCCUCGUAUCUAGAAUUGGCAGAUUUUAAAAAACCACACGAAAUGUACAAAAUGAAAAAAAAAAUAAUAAUCACACAGGCGAGGGGAGAAUUUUGAAACUUCUAAACGUUCAAUUAGUUGAGCUUUUGUUCUUCCUGGUCUCAUCCAGUCCCCUGCACCCCACGGCCCCUCACGGCCCCCCCCCACCGUGCCCCCUCAGGUUCUCUGGGCGGGAGGGCCACGGCGCGGGGGAGACGAGUGCUGCUCGGGACGGCUCCUGAGACCUGGCGGGGGGGUCGUUUCCCCCUUUUGUUUCAGCUGGGGCUCCUCACUUUUGUUUCGCCCACCAACUGGAUUUCCGUCUCCCCCCCCCCCCCCCCCCACGACACACCAAUCCUGCAAUUGUCAACGUAAGAGUAACUCGACACGCAUUCAAAAAUGAAACAUCUCAAUGUUUUCCGUUCAUGCCUAAUCUCGGUUGGAUGAAAAGUAGAAGCAUCUACUUUUGGUUGUCUUUUUGGAUGGUUUUAUGUCAAAUUCCACAGCGUUUGAAAAAUAAAUAAAAUAAAAGGAACAUUAUUGAAGGAAUCGUCUGUAAUUCAGCUUGCACGUUAGCACUUAACGUCAACGGUCUGCAUUUCUCAGGACUGGUAAAUGUGAACUUUUGGGUGGCCGUUUCAUUGCACCUUCUAAGGAACCCCGUAUUCUGUCCCUUUCCCUUCAACCCCCCCUGCACCCCAACCACCUUCCACCAUUCUCCACCUAGGGCCUAAGCCAGUCACGUAUGCGUUCAUAUACAUAUAACCCGUUCCUCCUUGCUCCCCCCCCUCUUUUCCUUGUUCAGUGCAAGUGAGUACUGUCACCGCCCAGUGGUUGAAAGCGGCAACUGCGCUGUGCUUUGUAGGGAGCUGCAGACAUUUAGAACCCACUGGUUUGAGGAUCGUUUAGAGACAAAACCAGCAUUGUUAGAAAAACACUUAAAGCCCUUUUUGAUUGUUUUCUUUUCCCUCGUUUUAUUUUGUUGGUUUUUAUUUUCACAGCAACGAAGGAAUGCCCCCAUAGCGCGUAGUUGGCUCUGUAAAGACGACAUUUAAGAAUUGUAUAUUUAAAAAUAUGGACGUGUAAAAUUUAAAGAGGCACAAACGCUUUCGUUGUUGGGUACAAAUGGAGCCGGGUGUUCAUAUUUCUUGUGUGUGGGAUUUUAUUUUUGAGUUCCUGGAAAUUUCCAUUGAAAGAUUUUUUUGUUGGGUUUUUUUCUUCUAAACAACUUGCAUUGGUUUUAAAUGCAGUACAAAGUUGACCUGCAUAUUCUCAACUUAAUUUGAUCUUUUCCGGUAAAAAAAAAAAAAUCCUCAGUGUAGCAGCAGACUAUUCCUGUAUAUUGCCUUUUUGCUGGAAAUGUAUGUUGAAUAAAAUUUUCUAUAAAAACAAA